AAUCUUGGUAGUUGAAGACAAUCCAACGCUACGCAAAAUAUGCAGCACAGUGGUUUCGCAUCUGGGUGCUCUAACUUACACCUCUAAUAAUGGUGAAGAAGCUUUGCAGCUCGUCUCUAAAGCUCUACAGGAUCACCAUCAUCAACCUCCCUUUGAUUAUAUUCUAAUGGACUGUGAGAUGCCGAUAAUGGAUGGAUUUGAAGCCACAAAACGCAUAAAAGAGGAAGGGAAAGCUAUGGGGAUAUGGAUUCCCAUUAUUGCUCUAACAGCACAUACAGGAAAGGAGGAGAUGGAGAGGGUGACUGAAGCCGGAAUGGAUUACUACUUGCCCAAACCCAUCAAUGCUUCCACUCUUCUAACAGCUAUACAAUUUGUGGACAAAUCCACCCAUCCCCUCUAAUUUCACCAUCUUUAAUUUAAUUUUACUAUUACAAAUCCAAAUCAGACAUUAUUAUAUACUUUAUUAUAUAUGCACCAAAAUGUAUGUAGGGUUUUGUCAAGCUUCUGCCAUGCAUUCUAUGGCAUGCAGGGCUAAGACUAAUUAAUCC
Ipomoea nil (Japanese morning glory) is the source of this 548-nucleotide messenger RNA. RefSeq names its product probable histidine kinase 2. Gene Ontology annotation, biological process: phosphorelay signal transduction system. The record is from RefSeq and is a predicted model, not a curated record. NCBI's taxonomy places the organism in Eukaryota, Viridiplantae, Streptophyta, Magnoliopsida, Solanales, Convolvulaceae. The transcript is spliced from 2 exons. Gene Ontology annotation, cellular component: nucleus. Bases 167 to 400 code for a protein of 77 amino acids.